Messenger RNA from Centropristis striata (black sea bass), 3299 nucleotides. Its product is annotated as transcription factor Sp8. The transcript is spliced from 9 exons. The record is from RefSeq and is a predicted model, not a curated record. Gene Ontology annotation, molecular function: DNA-binding transcription factor activity, RNA polymerase II-specific; RNA polymerase II cis-regulatory region sequence-specific DNA binding. Lineage: Eukaryota; Metazoa; Chordata; Actinopteri; Perciformes; Serranidae. Gene Ontology annotation, biological process: regulation of transcription by RNA polymerase II. Bases 142 to 2232 code for a protein of 696 amino acids.
AGUUUCGACAGAGGCUCCAACAUAAGUCUACUGCUCCACACUCCAGUCCAGUAGGUGGCGGUAAUGCACCUGUACGUUGGUCUGCCAACCGCCAAUAAAACUCAAAAGAAGAAGAUGUUCCAAAACCGGAAAUGACGCCAUAUGUUUGCGGCCGGAGCUAAAUGCGAACAGAGGAGGAAACUAGUAAAGUUUAGCCUAAGCCGCGACAUUAAACACGUCGACUUUCCAGCCCAGCUGUACAGGUGUAACCAAGCCUCCAAGAGGAGUCACACUGUGGUUGUUAUAAGGAGGAGCUGCAGGAAGCCGCCGACUGUAAACAUGUCCAGCCGUCUGGCCUUCCAGACCCAGCUGGCCUCCAUCAUGGAGGUCCUGGCUAAUGCAGCAGUAGCGGAGAUCUGUAAGCUGGUGGACGACGACUUUGCGGUAGUGAGUUUACAGAUGUCUCAGUGCCAGAGAGAGAACAAAUCCCUAAAGAGAAAGCUGCAUCUGUUGGAGCUGAAGAUGGCCAGGGGGAAUGCAGAGAGGAGGCUCCGGGAGAGCGCCAUGAACAGCAGCAGAUCCAGGGUGCAGAUCACCGCCAUGGACAGGCUCCGGGACUCCUCUCCCUCCACCGGUGGUGAGUUUCAACAGCGGAUGGAUGUUGCUCUGUGGUCUGCUAGAGCUGCAGCGGGAGGUGCAAGCAGCGAGCUCAUCUCUUCUGACAGCAUCCACAGUAAGUCCCCAGAUGUAGAGCUGGUGGAGCCAGAGGUAGUGCUGGUGAAGAAGGAGAAGGUGGAGGAAUGCAUGUCACAAGUUGAGGAAACGGAGGAAGAUGUGCCACUUAUAGGAGAUGAUGGAGUGGUGGAGUGUGUCCCUCGUGGACAUGCAGGACCCAGCCCUGGACAGAAGGACAUCCAGUCCACUUCCUGUCAGUCCCGAUCCCAGAUCCAGAGCAGCAGGACAAGACGUAGCGGCAGCAGCAGCAGAGGAGUGGAGAAGGAGGAGGAGCCGGAUGUGAUGCUGGUGAAGGUAGAGGAGGUGGAGCCAGUGAUGGGGACUCAGAACCAGACAGGCCUCAGCAUACAAGAGGGAUUGGUGGAGUCGAGCACCGAUGACUACAGAGCAGCUCUGCCAUUUGAUGAACUCUCACAACCUUCCACCAAUCAGCUGUCUGACCUGCAGGAGUCUGGGCAGGGCUUCUCAGAGUCUGCAGCACCUCAGUCGACGGCUGUCGUAUCCAAAGAGUCGAGCAGUAUAGCAACAGUUCAGCUGAGGGCUCCAGACAACAACACAGCAGCCAAUCCCAGAACACAGAGAUCCAGCAACAACAGCCUUCACACUUCUGAAUACUCUCUGUUUGAACUGGAGACAUUCUUCAACCACUGGGCCCCUGAUAAUAGCUCUGUAUUGGCAAAUAGUGGCCCUUCAUGCCAUUUAACUACUGAUGACUCAGCAGAUUGUGACCAGAAUCGAGUUAUUAUUGUAGAUGCUGAACCUCAACCUCAACCUGGACUUCAGUCAUCACAAGGCUCAGUUUCCUCAGCAGUGAGAAUGAGUGGAGGGCAAAGUUUCUCCUCUGUUCACAUCCAGCCAGCUAUGUCACAAGCCCUGUCAACUUCCCACCCUUCAUGGAGCAGAAAACCAAUCAUGAUAAAAAGUGUGGAGUCUCAGUUGCUGCAGCAGCAUCGUGACAGCAACAGGAUCUCUGAGCAACAGCACAGCAUGCCCUCUGCACAGAGCACACUGUCCUCCAGCGCUUCUGUCAUCAACACUCACAGUGGAGAUAAAACCACUAUCUCUGCUAUCAGCUCAACCAGGACUACAAGUUCCACAGUGGCUCCAUCUGUCAGGGGAUCCACAGCAGCAUUGGCCAGUAUUGAGGUGGCCAUCGCAGCACAGCAUCAAGCUAACCUUUUUGCUUGCCAAAAUAAAAUCCAGGCUUCCAGCAUUGUGGCCAGCGAUCGCCGCAGGAAGAGCUACAUAUGUCAAACCUGCGGCAAGGCUUUCUCCGGCUUGUCAAAUCUGGAAGCCCAUGAAAGAGUCCACACUGGGGAGAAACCUUUCGGCUGUGAUACUUGCGGGAAAUGCUUCUCAGAGGCUGGAAACCUGAAGAAGCACCAGAGAGUUCACACUGGGGAGAAACCCUUUAGGUGUGACCAGUGCGGAAAGAGGUUCGCUUGGAUCUGCAACCUAAGGACGCACCAGCAAUCUGCCACAGGCUGUGGAACACAGGCAAGGGGGGGGCUGGGCUGAUCAAGGAGUAGACUGUGGGCGACAGGACUGUUAAUGCUACUAUAAUUCAUUCACACACACACACACACACACACACAGGUGCAUUGCCAUUUCUUCAUUCUUUUAGGGUUUCGUGUAAACGUGGUCCUACUUUUGAGAGACCCCAACACUAAUAAUUCCACAGGUGUGAAAGUUAUUCCACAGUUGUAAAAAGUAGUUACACUAUAUGGCCACAAUAGGGCUGUUUCCACUACCAGGUAAUAGCCGGACAAUACCCGGAAUGAGGCAGGUCUCACUUACUGGAACGCCCCUAAUAUGAAUACCAGCAGUCCAGAGCCGGCUUUUGUCUGGACUUUUUCUCCCCUUACCUGGAAAAUCCUGGUUACUGAUUGGAUAGAUCGCUAAGCAGGAUGUGACGUAGUACUCUACACCACAGCAACACACGCCAUUUGUAAAAGCCGGCAAAGCAGUGUUCCCAACUUAGUGACUUUGUUGCUAAAUUUAGCGACUUUUCAGACCCCCUUAGUGGCUAUUUUUCAAGAAAGCGCCUGGAGACAAAUCCAGCGACUCCUUCUUACUUUUCUUAAUGAGCCGUUAACAAGCCGGAGGCCGGCUUGUUAAGAAGAGCCGCCCUUAGCUACAGUAAGCUCUGUAGCAGUACAGUGUGUAUGUGCUGCUGCUACAGGAGGUGUUCACUUAGCGAUCUCUGUUUAUUUACAACAAGCACCGGACACUCUGUGCACAGUUAGCACGCAGAGUGAGCGGACUUUUGAGAGGAUGUGGCCUGAGACUUUCCCGGUGGCCACUUUCCCUCCUAGUCGAAACACGGCUAUUGAAUCUGACAGUGAACCUUUUUUCCUCCUUAAUAUGUCCCACCACACCAUGAGCCUUUGUUGGUUCCCGGUUUUGAAAACCACUGUUUGAUUUUGGACUGUGAACAUGUAUUUUUUGUUAAGAUGGGCAAUAAACGAUCAUGCACAAUGAAAUGAUUUCAGUCACAACCUCUGUUAGUUGAGUUCUACCAGGUUACAGUGUUGAGGUGGUCCUCUACCAGUGAUGACCACAUGCAAUAAAAAUAAACAAAAUGA